Geodia barretti is the source of this 5633-nucleotide messenger RNA. Lineage: Eukaryota; Metazoa; Porifera; Demospongiae; Tetractinellida; Geodiidae. The record is from the annotation of a GenBank genome assembly.
AACACACGGGGGCCGGGGCCGGGUGGGUAGCUGGUGAAAAGAUGACAGAGAUUCUGUGUCGCUGGUUGAACGAGGACGUCAGAGUAGCUCACAAGUUGAGCGAUGCAAACCUCGCCGAGCAGUUUUCCGGCGGCUACCUCUUCGGAGAGGUGCUCACGAAGUACGGCCUGCAGGAGGAUUUCCCUCUGUUUUCUAAGGGAAGGAGUUCAGAGGCAAAACUGAACAACUUUAUGAGGUUAGAGCCGACAUUUCGGCUGCUGGAAGUUCCCUUCAACAUCAACCUGGCUCGAGAUGUGAUGAAUGAGAGACCGGGAGCAGCUAUGAGACUCCUCUACCAACUGUUUGUGGCCCUCAACAGAAUGAAGGCAAGUAUAUACACCACUGGACGUAAGCAAGAGCUGAAUGGGCAGAGUCUAGAGUUCACUCGCAGUCCCGGCAGAAUGAAACUGGAGAGAGUGGAAACCUCCAUAUUUCGGGAGAGAUUGAGGCAACAGACACCACGACAAGUGGACCUAAACUUUGAGGAACUCGUCGACAAAUUCAAAGAGCGCCAGCGAGUCUACGAGGAGGGUGUUACAAGGGAUCGACAGCGACAGGCUGAAAAACUGCGUCAGGACCAGAGGGACAACUGUCAGAGAGCUCUGGAGAGGGCCAGAGAGGGCAGGGAGAAACAGAACCUCAUGUACUCCAAGCUAAAGCCCCUCUCGCCCACUAAGACACCACAAUCCAAGGACCAGCUACUAGCGAGAGGAUGACCAUGGAGGGAAGGAGGAGUAGGAGAGCUAAUGCAGAGGCUGAGGAGACGAGGGUUAAUAUCAGUAACUUUGAGGCUCGACUGAGGACACUACCAGCCUCAGGAAUGGCUACUUCGCCUCUUCAGCAAACUGCAGAUUUGACACAAGGCAAUACUGGGCAGGGAUCAACUGGUGACUACAUGUCUCAGAUAAAGAGAAGGACGCUAGUCAUACAGGCAGGGAAAGAGGAGAGAGAGAAGAGAAGACGCCAUGUUUUAGUCCAGCAGAUGAUGGCAUUGCAGGAACAAGAGGAGGAGCGUCGCAAGCAGCAGUUGGUGGAGAGACUGAUGAGGCAGUGUCAGCAGGAGAGCCGCAUUGCCACUCAGCUCAUGCACAUCCGCAGGCAGAAAGACACCAUUCGCAACAACCGUAUAUUUCGUCAGAAGCAAUUUGAAGAGCAGAGAAUGAGAGAAUUCCAAGAGGAACUGAACAGAAAUGAGGCUCUGGCAAAGCAGGGAGAGAAGGAGAGGAAGGCACUGGAGCUACACCAUCUGAAGCUCUACCAGCAGCACAAGUCCCAGCAGGCGGAGCUCAACUACCAGAAAAACUACCAACUGGCCGCUUCCAUCGUGGACCAGAUACUGGACCUCUCUACCAAGAUGGCAGAGUACAGGGACCUCACAGAAAAUAUGGUGCCUGCUAAAGUUGUGCGUGACUGGAAGACUCUGCUGAUAGCAGGCCAGCCACUCUACCCAGAACAACAGGAGGAGGAAGAGGAUGGAGAGAGAAGCAACAGUAGCAGGGCCUCUCGGUCCACCUGUAGUGUCCCUCCAUCUGAUCUGGUCCGGGAAUCUCUGCUCGACGAGACUGACUUCUGGCAAUACAGAGUACGCAGACCUCUCCACACACUGUAUGAGGUCUUCUUGUCUAACUGUAUGGCUGUAGAGCGUGGAGGUGGACUGGGAGCUGGAGGGCGGAGAGAAGACAGCAGUGGAUCUGCCAGAGGCCCACUGUCACAUCCUCACCCACGUGGUCUACAGUCUCCUCGACAUGGUGGACCCACCCCAGCCCCCUCCCUCUCCUCCCCACUUCCCCAAGUUCUUCUCAGAGCCAGUAUUCUGGGGAAACCAUUCUCUGGGAAGACCACUGUACUGAAUCAGCUCAGUCGACAGCUGGGAAUUGUGGUGCUGUGUCCCAGUCAGUUGGUAGAGAGAGCAGUCCAGCAAUAUCUCACCGAGAAGGCCUCCCUCGAGGCUCAACUAAUGACCUCCCUGGACGAGGAAACCCCUGUGAUUAGUGGCAGAGAUGACCAACUGGAAGGAGAAGGCAGUGGACUCAGCGAAGAAGACAUCAAUAGUGGAGACAUUGAUGGGGGGAGUCCUGUCGUUGGGGGAGGAAACGAAAAGCUGGAAUAUCAACAGACUGUAGUGGAGGAAGAGAAGGAAGAGAGAGAGGAGGGAGAGGAGAAAGAAGGGACGCCAGAACAGACUGGCUCUCAGGAGCUACCGCCAUACUUCUCAGAGCUGAGUGUGAUGGGGUCCCUGGGUUGCAGAGCCUUCUUGUCUCUGAGCAGAGGAGACCAGAUUAGUGACCUGGUCACUGUCGACAUUAUCGUAGAGAGCCUCAGGGAUCUUCCAGAACAGAGCUCCUGGAUCCUGGACAACUACCCCACUACUCUGGAGCAGGCCAAGAUGCUGAGCUGCAGUCUGACUGGAGAGUGUGCUGCAAAGUCUCGAUUCUCCCGCGACUUUGUUCUUCUCCCGGAGCACCAAAUGAAGAACAUGGAGCUCCAGGCAGCAGCAGGGACUGGACCUGGUGGUUCAUCUGAAAUCCACGUCUGAGACGGUCCUCCAGAGAGCUGCACGCCACUCCUCAGAGCAGGGAACCAAACUGAGUCAGAUCCAACACAGGCUGCUCAGUUUCGAGGCUGGCUGGCCUCGAUUAAAGAGACGGCUCCAAAAGUUCAGGAUCCUCACUACCGUCAACACUUGUCAGGAUAUCGAGAGUGUGGUCAUUGCAGUUCACGAUAAAGUUAAAGACAUCAUCAACAAGUCAAAGCAGCACGAAGCACUGCUGAGACUUGGAGUCACCAGAAGCAGCAUGCAGCUCAGCAGUGGCUCCACUACCAGUCUCCCAACGCUCAAGAAACUGCAAGUCUCGCCCCAAUCACCCUCAAAACACCACCCCCUUGAGAAGAAGGCCACAAAGAGCAAGCGAACGAGACGACCCUCGAGUGCAGGGGCACCUCCCCUGCUCCACGUCAUCCAGCAGGCCGACAAGAUGGUGGCAGUGAGGGAGGAUGAGACGGUUUCUCCGGGAGAGAGUGGCUGGGAGUACUGCAGUCUUCCCAUUGCCUCAGAGAUGGCAGAGUGCCUCGCUGGGAAGUGGGGUGAGAUAGAGAGAGUGCUACACAUCAGUACUAAAGUCUGCCUUCAGACACCUGCGCCAAGAGAGGGAGAUCAUCUGCAGAUACUUCCACAAGAGAAAAGGAGAGUUUGUCGAGUAUCUCAAGAGACCAGACACCAAGCAAGAGCUGGUGAGCCAGUGGCAGGCCAACUUUAACUCCAUUCCAACACACUUGCGCCGAGAAGACACCAUGAAGGCGGAGCUGCACUGCACAGUUGAUGACCUGUGUGACAGACUGUGGGACGUCUGUGACAAGAGGAAGGAGGAAUGGGAGACAGAGAGAGAGAGGAUCUGGAACGAGAAGUGGCUGGAGGACCAUCUCGGUCUCAUCACCAACACCUACCUCUCCCUCAUGCAGGCAGAGGUGGUUAAGUUCCAGGAGACGGUGCAUCUUCUCCAGGACUACUACUGUAGCAUGGCAGAGAGCGUGCCAGCUCAGCUUCCUUCUCCUGCAAGACUAGCCCUCGUUGAGUUGGUGGCUACAGAGCCCCAGAACCCUCCCUCCAGCAGCACAGAGUUCACUCCAGAGCCUCAACGCUCUUCCAAAUCCUCCUUCAAAAAGUCAGGAAAGGUCCCCUUGGUUCCACGCCAACCUCCACCUCCCACUACCUCUGAUGAUAAGACAGGAGGAGGGGGAGGCGGGAAGAAGAAAGACAAGGGGUCGACAGAGGACUCGGUCCCUAUACCCCUGCUGGAGGAGAUAGCUGGACUAGAGCUGGACCAGCAACUUGUAGUACACACCUACAAUACUGCCCUCACCACACUCACUAGUCUGGUUUACCCUCAAGUGAAGGCUCUGGACUCCAGUAUAGAGGUGACCAGGACUCUCCUCCAGCCGGCAGCUCCCCCAGCUGGGCAGGGAACAGUCAGUGGAGGCCAGACCGAGGACGACAAGAAGACAGGCGGGAGGGGAGGCAAGGGAGGCAAGGACAAGGGAGGGAAGGCCACUCCAGCAAAGAAAGGGAAACAAACACCGGCCAAAAAGGGUGCGGCUGACCCACCUCAAUCUGUUGAAACUCCAGUUCCAUCGCUCAGUCCAGAGGAGAGGGAGAAGAAAGAGAAGUUGAUAAAGGCUUGGAAAGAGCACAAGGCAGCUCUGCAGCACCAAGAGUACUCGGUAAAACAGAGACUGAAACUCAUCAAGUCAAAGGCAGUAGAGGUGGUGGGUUACCUCAAGUCAGUAGCUGGUAAGAUGUACGAGGACAUGGGAGAGUGGCUGGGCAGGAGCUAUGUGGAGGAGGUGGACUGUGUGACACAACUGACCAACAUCCUGAGACAGGCAGUGGAAGAGGAAGACCCUCUCUCUCAGGAGAUAACGAUCCCCGGCAAGUCCUUCUUCAUCGACGGAUCAGUGCUGGUAUACGAGGAAGCCCCGUCCCCUACUCCACCCGUCCCGCCCGAGACCCCACCCACAGGGGUGUUCUCGGUGGCUCAGUUGAGCAAACUGGAGAGUCAGUUGAGUUCCGUGGCCCCAGACGGAGUGAUGCUGGCCCAGAGCUUUGCUCACACUCUCCAUGGCUUCACUGAGAACACAUGUGGAGAUUUCCUGGUGCCCGACACCUGGUGUGGCCUCUCUAAGACACAGGUGCAGAAAGUGUGUGAUGAGCUGUUUGGGAAGGAGGCAGACUACGUUGACUGGAGACAUUUCCUGGUGUGUGCUGCCCAGCCCUGGCCACUCCCACUCACCCAUCAACUACUGGAGACUAGCAAGAGACUCUGGGAUUCAGCAAAUGGAGAGAAGAUGAUCAGUCGACAGCAGUUUAUGGCCGUCCAGACCUGGAUGGAUGAGAAUGAGACUGAGGAAGGAGGGAGAAGGGGCAUCAAUCGAAACGAAAAACUGAAACCGUUCUUUUUUAAGUUGUUUUCAGAGAAAGACAGGAAAGUGGACAACACUAAAAUGUUGCUGUAUUUGAGUGUGGACAGCAGUGCAGAGCUGGGACUGGCCAAGGCUCUCUCAGCAGUCACUGGAGAACAUAUCAGUCUCAAUCAGCACGACGUGCAGGAACUAAGGUCUGUAAGGAUCAGUCUGGAUAACUUCCACAGAGUGUUGACUCAGGGACACCCUAAGAGAGCCGGGCCUGACUCUGACUCUGCACACAUCUCUAAGGAGGCAGUGGGAGAAGUGUUUGACAGAGUGGGGCAUGGCGAGGCAGUGGAGGAGGUGGACAUGAAGAAACUGCUGAUGGACCCAGUGGCAGUCGAGUGGCUGGACUCCCUCACCUGCUACACACUCCCCGACCUGCAGGCAGUUCUAAGAGCCAGAAGUGCAGGGAAAACAGCCGACUGAAACACAAAACAUGUGCAACUAUUGUUGUUGUCUCUCAUUGUUGUAGUGAUGCCAAUAAAAACUAAUAAUAAUAUUCAGAAAAAACACAAGGCAUGCAAAUACAAUUCAGAUGACCACAAAACAUAAAACAAUGAAACAAAAAACUGAAAGGUGACUGUGAUAUGAAGUGAUGAUGCUAUUCGAAAGUCUUCAUUCUCUUGAGAGGG